Papaver somniferum (opium poppy) is the source of this 1501-nucleotide messenger RNA. RefSeq lists its product as uncharacterized. Bases 95 to 1069 code for a protein of 324 amino acids. The record is from RefSeq and is a predicted model, not a curated record. Lineage: Eukaryota; Viridiplantae; Streptophyta; Magnoliopsida; Ranunculales; Papaveraceae. The transcript is spliced from 2 exons.
UAUUUCUCUUUCCUCUCCGAGCCAUGUUUCUCUUUCCUCUCCGGCGACUUCUUUGGCGACUGAAAGUCAUUUUUGUUCGACGGAUUCAACAUGGAUGUUGCUAGAUUUGAUUUUGGGUUCCUAUGCAACCUUCAUGGCUAGAUCAAUUAGAGCUUCUUCCCGAAACCGGUUGACAACAUCACCUCCCCUGCCUUCCCUGCCAUCUUCUUAUUCACCUUUGGCCUCAGAAGAAGCUAGUAAUGGUGAUAGCUUCUGCCAUUUCCCAUUCAAGAGCUUUCAUGGAUGUACAGACGGGGUAAAGGGUAGGGGUUAUGCCAAGGGAUCCAUCAUUCGGCAUUUACACGACAAACAUCUUUCUUCUGAAGUUAACAAGGAAUUCUGCGGAGAACUGAUUGUCAAGCAUCAACAUAUACAACGUGCAUGGGAGAAAGUUCUUAUGUGCUUACGGAUGUGGUUGUAUUGUAGGUGUAUGCACCUACAUGCCUGGUCGAUGUCGUGCAAUGGAAAGGAAGGAGUGAUUCACGGAGAUGUUGUUUCAGGUCCACUCAAUGGUGAAGACGCUGAGUAUCUCUUCCACGGACUAGCUAUAUCUUCUGAGGUUAAUGCUGUUUGUUCGGAUACUUCAAACGUUAUGGUUUGUGUUGCUUCUGAGGUGAACGAUGGAGACGUUGCAGAAGAGCCUGCCUGUCCUCUUUCUACGGAGUUGCUUAACUCUGUUUUUCAGCGACAAUUCACAACAGUAACGUGUAUUCCUCAUCAGUGUCGGUUAUCUUUUUCAAGAACUCUGAAAUUCUGUCUUGACAAAGUUAUCCUUAAUCCAGCUAACUCGAAUGCUUGGUUGCAGCUGAUAUCACUCCCUAUUUUUACAUUAGCACUCUAUAGGCCGAAAAACUCAGCCGAGGAAAAAUCUGGUAAGCGGAAGCGUCUUCAAGUUGCUGCCAUAAACCAUGUUCUAUCAAUUUGGAAAGAGCCCAAUGGCUGUCGUGUUUUGGUAGAAAAAUGCUACAGCUCCCUGUCCGUUUUGGGCCUAAGCAAAAAGAUGAGAAGAAGCAGGGUUCGGCUAACUUAACAGCUUGCCGCAAGAAAAUUAGUUGUGGCCAUUUCGCCGCAGCGAUUCAAGUACUUUCAUCUAACGGUGUGGCUCAUUGUAAUGAACAAAAUUUUUUGGAUUUACAAGAUAAACACCCAACAGCUCCCCCUCCUCUUGUCCCUUGUGAUGACAUUACUGCGGAUCCAAUUACUGUGGAUUGUCGGGCAGUCUUGGGAGCCAUCAAGAGUUUCCUAAAGGUACAUCGUGCGGUCGAGACGGCUUACGGGCACAACAUUAGUUGAUGUGAUGAGUGGGGCUGCGGCUGCUGUUGCGGAUGACUUACUCGUUUCAAUUAUAGGUGUUGUCAAUCUUUGGUUGGCUGGAAAAUGCCCUGCCGAGUUAGGCGAGUUCAUAUCUAGUGCGCCCCUAACACUGUUACUCAAUCCUGGAGGUGGUAUCAGGCCUAUUGCA